Molecule: messenger RNA, 905 nt
Organism: Parus major (Great Tit)
Lineage: Eukaryota; Metazoa; Chordata; Aves; Passeriformes; Paridae
Product: myosin-8-like
Exons: 5
Coding region: 250-774 (174 amino acids)
Biological process (GO): peptidyl-threonine phosphorylation; actomyosin structure organization
Cellular component (GO): cytoskeleton; cytoplasm; myosin complex
Molecular function (GO): protein serine/threonine kinase activity
Source: RefSeq, a predicted model, not a curated record
CAGAGAAUUUACCCCUUCUCUCACUCCAGCUCUGUGUGCAGUAAGGCAGACUUUUCCCAUCCUUUUCCCUACUAUUUUUGUCAUGUUUUUGCCAUUAUCAUGUCAUGAGAAAACCCAAACAAAAUAGGGAGUGGGGCAGCAGGAAUGGUCAGCAGGACAUAGGAGUUAAUCCUCUGCUGGUGCACAGUAUGUGCUGUUCUUUCACAUUCUUCCAGUUUCUUGUGUCAUCUCCCUUCCAAGGCAGCCAGGAUGGCAGAAGAGCUGAAGAAGGAGCAGGACACCAGUGCCCACCUGGAGAGGAUGAAGAAGAACCUGGACCAGACAGUGAAGGACCUGCAGCACCGUCUGGAUGAGACCAAGCAGCUGGCACUGAAGGGAGGGAAGAAACAGGUCCAGAAGCUGGAGGCCAGGAUCCAAGAAUUAGAAGGUGAACUGGAAGAAGAGCAGAAAAUAUCCUCAGAGGUUAGGAAAAACAUCUGCAAAUAUGAACGGCAUUUCAAAGAGCUCACUUUUCAGUGUGAAGAACAAAAGAAGAUCAUGAUUAAGUUGCAAGAUAUGGUAGAUGAACUGCAGAUGAAAAUCAAAUCCUACAAAAGACAAGCUGAGGAAGCUAAUCAACAAGCUAAUGCUGAUCUCUCCAAACUGAGAAAUGCACUGCAUAAGAUAGGUGAGGCCCUGGAAAGGGCAGAUAUUGCUGAGAACCAAGGAAAUAAACUCAGAGCUAAGGCCCGAGAAGGCGCUGCUACAAAGGUGGUGUUAGGAACUGAGAAAUGAGCUUCUUCUGGGAUAACUUCCAAAAAGUAUCUCUCCAGGUGUGGAAGUAGUUUUCCCUUGGUUUAUGAAUACAAAUAUUUUCUGUUGCUGCUGCUGCACCAGUGUCAAUAAAAUAGAUACCUGAAACUUCA